AUGAACGAACACUGGCUGAAAAGCAUUCAGGAAGAAAAUGCACACCUUAAGAAUCAAAUCAGGCUGCUCCAGGAGAACUACGAAUUGCGUGCAAUGUUGGGUCAGCAGCGUGAGAACAGCGCACAUGGCCAGAUGGAGCCUUUCCACAUCCCUCCGGCGUAUCCUGAGGCGUGUUUGCUGGCGAAAGGAGGCCAGCAUCUUGGAAGAGCAUUUAAAAAAAUGGAACCCGAAGUUCAGCAAUUGCCCCCCCUGCUGGAGAAUUUUAAUUAUUCCCCACAUAUCAUCUCCAAAGACAACGCCGUACUGUGCAAUCCCAGUGCCCAGCCCAAACAACUCCACAACGACCUCCCCCUUUUCCAGCCUAGAAGCGGGGAAAAGAAAUUAGCGCCCUUGUCGAGUGUGUCGUGCUCGACGAUCAGCGGGAAGCAGCUCGAAGAAUUCACAGACGUCGCCGGGCUCAAGAAAUCUUUCCUUACAGACUACCCUUUGCCUGGAGGUGACAAAGCUCAGGCCUCGUCGCCCCUUAGCAUUGCUUACUACAAGACUGGAAGAUUACUUGGCUCUAAAGACAUGUCAAAUCACUGGACAGAUGAAAUGGCCUCCUCGAAUCCUAUGAGUGCUUCACACAAGGGUGAUGUCCAAACCCAGGCUGCAUUUUCAGACGACCUUGGAGUUUCCAAAAGAGAUUCCUCAUCUGGGAUUUCUGCCAGGCAGACCCGUCACGUUGUAGGUAACUCUCUGGAGUCAAGGACAGACAAAGCACAGGCUGAGUCGGCAGAGAUGCCCAGGAAGAAGCGGGUCUGGUUCUCUGACACGCCAGUCGCGGACAGACAGAAGACGGUCCAAGCGUUCUACUUAAGUGAUCUCCAGAUUGCUCAAGCCAAUAGGAAAAAUGGGCGCAUAGUGGGAGAGAUUGCCUUCCAGUUGGAUAGGCGCAUCCUGGCUCAUGUGUUUCCCGGCAUCACACGCCUCUAUGGAUUCACAGUGUCCAACAUUCCUGAGAAAAUCAAGCAGAUCUCUAUGAAGUCCCUGGAUGGUUGUGUGGAUGAGAAAAAGUACCAAAUCAUGACCAAGCGCUAUUUAGACCUGAUUGCUCACCUGGAGAAGAUGGGCUACCAAACAGAUAUCCACCCAGUCUUCAGUGAAUUUCUCAUCAACACCUAUGGCAUCCUGAAGGAAAGGCCGGACCUGAGGUCUGACCCGACACACAACAGCCCUGCCGAACUCCGCAAGAUGAUAAUCGACAUUGUGCCACCCAAGUUCCUCAGUGAUACGUUACUGCUUUUGAACUGUUUGUGCGAACUUUCGAAAGAAGACAACAAGGUCCUCUUCGCCUGGUAAUGCAAACCGUGACUCUAGCUCCCAGAUCUCUAAUAGGAAUAGAAAAUAAACAUCUAUCUGAUAAAAGCCAAUCUGCUGAGGGCACUAUGUGGGCCUGUUUGUAUCUGGGUCUUGCUGACUGAUUUAUUUUCUUCCCAGCGUUGCUUUCAUUUCAGUACUGUGUCUGUACUUCUACUGUCCCCCCCUCCCCCCCAUACUAUAGUUCUAUAUAGAAAUCAUUGUUGUCGCCACCAAGAAAGCCAU
This is a messenger RNA of Sphaerodactylus townsendi, 1584 nucleotides long. It is a transcript of the gene SPATC1L, whose product is annotated as spermatogenesis and centriole associated 1 like. The record is from RefSeq and is a predicted model, not a curated record. NCBI's taxonomy places the organism in Eukaryota, Metazoa, Chordata, Lepidosauria, Squamata, Sphaerodactylidae. Bases 1 to 1341 code for a protein of 446 amino acids. The transcript is spliced from 5 exons.